Arabidopsis lyrata subsp. lyrata is the source of this 508-nucleotide messenger RNA. RefSeq names its product putative phytosulfokines 6. Gene Ontology annotation, molecular function: growth factor activity. Lineage: Eukaryota; Viridiplantae; Streptophyta; Magnoliopsida; Brassicales; Brassicaceae. Gene Ontology annotation, cellular component: extracellular region. The transcript has 3 exons. The record is from RefSeq and is a predicted model, not a curated record. The coding region runs from base 88 to 339 and encodes 83 amino acids. Gene Ontology annotation, biological process: cell population proliferation.
AUCUCAGAUCGACUAGGUGUAUUUAUAUUCGGUAUAUGUCUAUCACAAACUUCUCACUUUCUCUCUCUCUCUCACAGAGCCAAGAACAUGAAGCAAACUUUGUGCCUCGCAGUGUGUGUUCUCUUCCUCAUUUUAUCAACAAGCUCAUCUGCAAUUCGAAGAGGAAAAGAAGAUCCAGAGAUAAAUCCAUUAGUUUCAGUUACACCAGUGGAAGAGGACUCAGUUAAUAAAUUGAUGGGAAUGGAAUAUUGUGGAGAAGGAGAUGAAGAAUGUUUGAAGAGAAGGAUGAUGACGGAAUCUCACUUAGACUACAUUUACACACAGCACCAUAAGCAUUGACAUUAAUUGUUAACAUUUUAAUUAAUUUGCAUACAAAUAUGUAUGUGUAUGUUUUGUGUUAAUGUUACUUAGCUAUAUAUGUAUUGUAUAUGAGUCCUAUGUGACAAAACAGCUCCAAGAAACCAAUAUUUUGGUUUUUAAUUAGAGAAAAAAAUGUUGAUUGAAUUAA